Saccostrea cuccullata (small rock oyster) is the source of this 4217-nucleotide messenger RNA. Its product is annotated as rho GTPase-activating protein 24-like. Gene Ontology annotation, molecular function: GTPase activator activity. Gene Ontology annotation, biological process: signal transduction; activation of GTPase activity. Bases 127 to 1911 code for a protein of 594 amino acids. The record is from RefSeq and is a predicted model, not a curated record. Lineage: Eukaryota; Metazoa; Mollusca; Bivalvia; Ostreida; Ostreidae. The transcript has 6 exons.
UUUCUCAAUUUGAAACGUCACGGAAACCUGUGCACACACAGGAAGUGUCAAUAAAUGGAAAGAACGGUUGUAAAUAAAAGAGCAGAAAGCCGACAACCCGUGAUGUAAAGCUUACAAGAAAAAACCAUGAAUGCAGUCCAACGUCAGCGAAUCAUAAGAUGUGGUUGGCUGAAGAAGCAAGGGGGAAUGGUCAGGACUUGGCAUCGACGAUGGUUCUGUCUCAACAAUGACUUCCUCUUCUACUUCGCCAAAGAGGAUGAUUCCCGCCCCCUGGGGUGCAUAUUCCUCCCGGGAAACAGGGUGUCUGAGAUUCCGUUUAACCCGGAUGAUCCAGAGAAAUGUUUGUUUGAGAUUAGUGCAGAAGUGUCUUUAAUGGAUGACCCAGGUAAAGGGCAAGCAAAAAUGGCCCCUAAUCAUGAAACCUACAUCUUAUGGGCAGCCAAUGACGAGGAACGACAGAAAUGGAUCAAAGACAUGAGAAAGGUCAUGUACUCCUCCUUUGGGGGAGCUAUAUUUGGACAAAGCUUAGAGGAGACAAUGGCUUAUGAACAUAAACUUGGUAGACGAUUGCCAUUCCUUAUGGAGCAGUGUGUCAAUUUCUUGACACAGAAUGGACUAGAAGUGGAAGGCAUUUUCAGAUUACCUGGUCGGAAUCUGCUGAUAAAAGAGCUGAAAGAAAAAUUUGACUCAGCAGAACGUGUUAUAUUUGAUGAAGAUGAUGUUGAUGUACACACAGUAGCAUCCUUGUUAAAACUCUAUCUCCGAGAACUACCUCAAUCAGUGAUACCUGCAGAGUACUACCAGAAGUUCAUGAACAUUGCCCUCCGAUUCCAGGGCUCACAAGCAAACGAGGAUAAGCAGAAAGCCAUUGAUGAUUUACGAGUGGCCUUAACUGACCUCCCUGAAGACAAUUUUAAUGUUUUGUCCUUCUUGUGUAAAUUUCUGGCUCUUGUGGGCAAAAAUUCGGAUGUGAACAAGAUGACUGUAUUGAAUAUUGCUACAGUGUUUGGACCAAACAUUAUUCGAAAUGUGUCAGAGGCAGAUAGUGCUGAAUUGCUCAUGGCAACUGCUGAUAUUACCCACCAGUUGGUGUUUAUGAUGAUUGAGUAUGAGAAAGAAUUAUUUGGGGAAAAACAGCCAGAGACUGUACCAGUAGGCAAUCUUUUGGACUUAGAGCCCUAUGACAGAACUAGUGUUCUCCAGCCCACUUCACUUAAUCUGAUGGACUGCAUUAACAAGGAAUUAUAUGGUACAGAUGCAUCAGAAAAGGAAGCAAACUUUCAAAAUUUGGAUUUUAAUCUAUUAUCUUUGGCAGGUGAGACUACUUCUCCUAAUACUGAAAGUAAACCUGUGGCCCCAGCUAGGAGAAAGAGAGUGGGCCAAAGGCGGGGCGAGAAUAGGAAGGUGGUGGUCUCAAGUACAACAGAGGAAUUGGAGACCCACUUUCCUGUGGUUCAGGAGUCGGACAUUAUGUUCCAGGAUGCACAAUCUCCCAACGAGUCAAAGCUUCCCAAUGGCCAGCUAGGAGGAGAAGAAAUCCGGGAAGAGGACGAAGAUGUUAAUGGAGACAUUAAUGAAGAUGUUAACAGCAAAUGUGCUCGAUUAGAAACUGAAAAUAAAGAAUUGCAAGAAAUUAAAGUGAAACAAGAAGUGAAGAUCAAUGAAAUGCAAAUGAAAAUUGUACGACUAGAGAGAUACAUUAAGGAAUUAAGUUCUAGUAACUCAGUUAUCAUUCAGAGAUAUGAAAGCAGAAUUUCUACCAUGGACAAUGCUCAUAGGUCUUCUUUGAAGACUCUUCAGGACAAAUUGGCGGCGGAAAAGAGGUCCACGGAUGAAGCGGUCAAGCGCGUCAUGAUCCUGCAGACUCAGCUUCAGCAUUAUAACCUUAAGUUUGGCGAACUUCCUGACUAAUUGUUUUAGAAAUUAUACAAUACAUGUAUUAGACAAAUCAUGAGACUUUACUGUAGAAACUGAGAUUAUUCAGGGCCUGGGUUACAAAAUUUAUCAGAUGAAAGUAAGUCACUUGUAUUUCUUUUGAUUUUGUUUGUUUUGAUGUUAUGUUGCUGUUUAAGAAUUGUCCACAACCUUAAGAACAGUGUGUUACCCUUAUGAAUUAAACUUCUUGUUUCAAUGGCUUACAGAGUCAUAAGAUUGUGUUAAACAGUCUUUCCAGAAGUAAAUCCAGGAUGUUUAUACAUCAUUUGUACUGUUGUACAGACCUUAAUAGGACGUACUGACACAAGUAUUGAAGUUGAGAUAAUUAGUUAUGUACUAAAUCCUGGCAAUCAUAAUGUAAUGGUUGUAGCAAUACAGUGGUGCACUUAGGCAAUAUUACACAGUGUUAAAGGUCAAUUGAUUGCAUAAAUAUGCAAUGCAAUAAUAAUCAAUGCUCAAUAUAAUUUUCAGAGUUUUUACACAUUUUGUUUUUGAAGUUAAUUUUUAAAUGUAAAGUUGCAAUUAACAAUUGCUCAUUCCUGGAAAUGUACAUAAUUAUAAUGCUUUUUAGCAUUCAGUUGAUUGAUCUCUUUAUAUAAAGUUGAAAGGAAUUUUUUUCAAGACUCAGUAUUGCAAUAUCUUAAGUAAACUUGUGGCCUGAUGUACUCCAUUUCUAGGUCAAAAUUUAACUGAAAUCAACCUCUUUAGUUUUUCAUAAUUUCUUAAGCUUGACAAUGUAACCCUCUGUAUAAUACUUGUUUCCUGCUUAUUGCAAUGAAAUUAAUUCAAAUGGCAUUACAGCGUACAAUGCAAUCAUCUGUCAAUGACCAUCUUUCAUAGUUUAUUUUCAUGUCCUGUUUAUAUAAAUAUAUUGUAAUAAAUGAAAGGGUACUUUUUAUUGUCCAUUUCAUAUAUGACUUUUAUUAGUUAAGAAGAAAAAAUAAUGUGACAUUCACAAUUAUUGUAACAAUGUCUAUUUAGGUUUUUCAUAUUCACGUGUACACAUUUUAAUAUCCAAUAUCUCAUAAAACAUUGAAAUUUAAAAUUUGGGUGGUCCUGAUAUUAUAUUUGAUAAUUAGUCUCCACAUGCAUCUAGAUCCAUUCAAACUACUUUUUAUUAGUGUACGUAUGUAAUUUGAUGUGUCUCACUUUUACAUGAAGCUAAUUAAACAUUCCAUGUCACAUUUCACACAUCUUGUACUAAUAUGAUUCGACAAUGUCUCAUUUUUAGCCAAUAAACAUUCCACCUAUGAAUCAGUCAUUACAAUUUCUGCACUUAUUUAUAUCAAUAUUGUGAACUUUCCCAAGCAAGUGUACACUUUUAUAGCAGAUAUAUUUUUUUUGUACCAUUUUAAUUGAGGAAUUACUUUAUGAGCAAAUGAAAUUGUUAAGAAUUGCAAAUUUUAUUUCGAUUAUGAAUUUUUAGGUGUAAGUGAAGUUAUCAUACGUUUCUCAAUCUAAAGUGGAAUAUGUUUAAUACUUGUAAGAAUGUUUUCAAUUGUGUUCAUGAAGUAACAAGUAUGUCUUUAAUAUGAUUAACAAGUGCUAAAGACUGUAUCCUACAAGUGUUAGUUUCAUUACAGCAGGUACAGUAAAACAUGCUUAUAAUGAACACAGUUAUAACAAAUACCUAUAGCUAAGUAAUUUAAAUUUCCCAAGGUUUAAACCUUAUCAAAACUUUAAGGGAUAAUUAAUUAAGUCAACAAAGAGACAAAACUGUCUGUACCUGGACUUCAUUAUAAGCAUGUUUUACUGAAGCGCAUCAGACCAAUGUAAUUGUUUGUUUUCUGUCAAGAAUCAAUUAAUACCGAUAAUAUCGAUAGAGUUAAAUAUGCUAAAAGCCAACAUACUACUAGAUAGCAAAGAAUACCAUGUCAAAUAAAGUAUUACUAGUUCAGAAUGUUAGUCUCCAGAUGGAUGACUAUAAUAAUUUGUACUAUAAAUCUUUACUUACCCCUUUUCCCCUACUUUCUUGACAUUAAUUGUGGGGAAUUCUGGUGCUGUACAGGAAUUUCUAUGUAAAAGAUAUUGGUAUUGUGUUUUAUAAAGUAAAUUGAAAUUGCUCUACACAUUUUAUUACUUCUGCUCAAUUUUUUCUUUUCUUACAUGAACAAAUUAAAAUCAUGUUUUUUUUACUAUGUUCUAAUAUUGUGCUUAUAUUUUGUUGUCUUUGACUGUUAAAAGCUUGCUGGGUGCUAAUAUUACAACCUAACAUUAUUUCCUGUUAUUGUUACAAACACAGUUUUUGAUUGGUACAUUUACAAAAUAAAAUGUAAAUAUUU